AUAACAACAACAACAACAACAAUGUAUUUUCCUUCCUGAACUAGUAGGAGCUGAUCUGUGACUUCAAAGUGGAAGUGAAAUGUGGACAAAACUGUAUGUUUUGAAGGCAAAUUACUUCUAAAAGCAAAACAAAUGAGUUGCAGUGUAGAAAUCCCUGUGAUGUCCCUGCAGCUAUGUGAAAUGUAACAGUCUGUGGAGUUCUUGAGCUUGCUUAUCAAUGUCAAUUGUAAGAGUGAGGAGGUUUUGUUCCUGUGAUAGGAUUGCUGUGCUCCAUGGGAAGUGGCAGUAAUAGUUGAUACUAUUUGCAUGGUGACUGAAUUAAUUUGCUAUUCAUGCAUUUUGUAAAACUGCAACCAAUUAAAAAUCAAUAUAUGGCCGUUUAUUUCUUUUUAAUUAAGGAAACGAUGACUUUCACUUUGCUGAAUUAUUGCACUGAGUGAUAUACAUUAUAUUGCUUGGUUUGGACUUUGUUUCCUGUCCCCUCUAUUUUUUCUUAUUUGUCUUACUACUGAAUUAAAAAAUAACUUGCUUCUUUUCCAAGAGUGGUAUUCCAAGUUGUUUUCUUCCAAGCAGUGUGUUAUGAUCUUUACUCGUGAAAACCCUAAAGGAAUCAUUUUCAUGUAGUUGUCUUCUGCAACGUUGGUUGUAUGCAGAUUCUGCCUGUGCCAGAGGCUGUUAAAAUACAGCAACUAGAAUAAAAAGUUUCGCUUCAUGAUGCGUUUGGGAGAAAACUCAGAAAGUAUCGGUGCCUAGAGAAUGAAGUCUGCUCUCUGAGUUGAAGAAAGCAAUAUAGUAAUGUCUUGAGGGAGAGAACACUGCAUUUUUAGAAUUGUUACGCACUGAAUUUUUCUCUGGACUCUACAGACUUAGGAGAUAAGAUUUUCUAAUAUGAUGGGUUAAUAUCAUAAGGUCUUUCUCGCUUUUGAGAAAUAGUAUGAUAAUUCUUUUCUAUCCAAGUCUUGACUUUUCACAUCCUUGUUUUACAUUCUGAAGAAGGGCUUUCAUGCUGGGCAAACACGUUAGCUUGAUAGCAUUUUCCUGUGUUUGAAUUGUGAACCGUCAAAUGACUCCCAAAGAAAUCUGCUAUAGUAGAUGCUGAGUUUUAAUACUGAAUAUGUGCAUACAAUAAAUCUCUUCAGCUAAUCACUGCUUCCUUUCCCUCCCACCCCUUUGCAGCUGGAAGUUCAUCAGCUUCUGCUGCUCUAUCUUGCUUCCUCUUGAGACUUUCUGGAACAGAGUGAACAGUGGUGCCGGGGGGUACGAACAAUGUGAGGAUUAUGUUCUGCGGUGCCUGAUGACCUCUCCAUAGAAGAAAGAGAAGAACUUCUAAAUAUUCGUCGCAGGAAAAAAGAACUGAUUGAUGAUAUUGAGAGAUUAAAAUUUGAAAUAGCUGAGGUUAUGACAGAAAUUGAUAAUCUGACUAGUGUGGAAGAAAGCAAAACUACACAAAGAAAUAAGCAAAUAGCCAUGGGCAGGAAGAAAUUCAACAUGGACCCUAAGAAGGGAAUACAGUUUCUGAUAGAAAAUGACCUCCUGCAGAACACUGCAGAAGACAUUGCACAGUUCCUUUACAAAGGAGAAGGAUUAAAUAAAACGGUAAUUGGCGAUUACCUCGGUGAAAGAGAUGAAUUUAAUAUUAAAGUUCUUCAGGCUUUUGUUGAACUCCAUGAGUUUGCUGAUCUCAAUCUUGUACAAGCCUUACGGCAGUUUCUGUGGAGCUUCAGACUCCCAGGAGAGGCUCAGAAAAUUGAUCGUAUGAUGGAAGCUUUUGCUUCACGCUAUUGCCUUUGUAACCCAGGUGUCUUUCAGUCUACAGAUACAUGCUAUGUGCUGUCAUUUGCGAUCAUUAUGUUAAAUACCAGUCUACACAACCACAACGUAAGAGAUAAACCAACAGUAGAGAGGUUUAUUUCUAUGAACCGUGGAAUUAAUGAAGGUGGAGACCUUCCAGAAGAAUUGCUACGGAAUUUAUAUGAAAGUAUUAAGAAUGAGCCAUUUAAAAUUCCAGAGGAUGAUGGAAAUGACCUAACGCAUACAUUUUUUAAUCCAGAUAGAGAAGGCUGGCUGCUGAAAUUAGGGGGAAGAGUAAAAACGUGGAAACGAAGGUGGUUUAUUUUGACUGAUAAUUGCCUGUAUUACUUUGAAUACACAACUGACAAAGAACCUAGAGGGAUUAUUCCAUUAGAAAAUCUUAGCAUAAGAGAAGUUGAAGACCCUAGGAAACCAAACUGCUUUGAGCUCUAUAACCCCAGUCAUAAAGGCCAAGUGAUUAAAGCCUGUAAAACCGAAGCUGAUGGCAGAGUGGUGGAAGGCAACCACGUAGUGUAUAGAAUAUCUGCUCCCACCCCAGAAGAAAAAGAAGAGUGGAUUAAGUCUAUCAAAGCAAGUAUCAGCAGGGAUCCCUUUUACGAUAUGCUGGCAACAAGGAAACGAAGAAUCGCAAACAAGAAAUAGAACUUGAGCGGUAGCAUGUAUGGCUGCAUCAACUUCUGGGUGGGCUAUAUUGGAGUGAAAACGUAAACCUUGGGCAGACUAAAGGAAGACAGUAACUGUAAAUUAUAUAUAUAUACACACUUUACUAUGACAUAAAAUCUUGGUAAGACUUUUCAGAAUAGUUAUUGGCAUAUAAUUUGAAGUAAGCUUCAAAUCCCAGAGGAUAAUUUUAUUGGAACUUUAUUCAACUGAAGACAUGGAAGCUUUGUUUCCACUUGUAUAAGCUGUAACUACAGUUGGCUUGGACUGGGAGAAGAUUAGUAAAAUAUCCUAUACCUGGUUCUUGAGCUCAUUACCCAUUAAUGGAGAAGCAUUUUAAGUACUUUUCUCUCAGUUAAAUGCAACACUAAAAACUGGGGUAGAGGGCAGCCUAGCACUUCGCUUUUCUGUAGGCAGGAAACCUGCGGUCUCAGAAACAGAUUUCAAGUCUUACGUGUCUCGCAGUAAAUGAAGCCUUCAUUUAGGGCACGUGCUCCGCUUUCUGUAGAAAGAGCUUUUCUUCUUUAGAAGUGCAGCUGAGUGUCAGAUGGGCAGCUACAUUGUUAACAAGUUGUGCCAAAGGGUUUGAGUGAA
This is a messenger RNA of Numida meleagris (helmeted guineafowl), 3066 nucleotides long. It is a transcript of the gene CYTH3, whose product is annotated as cytohesin 3. The coding region runs from base 1399 to 2454 and encodes 351 amino acids. The record is from RefSeq and is a predicted model, not a curated record. NCBI's taxonomy places the organism in Eukaryota, Metazoa, Chordata, Aves, Galliformes, Numididae. Gene Ontology annotation, molecular function: guanyl-nucleotide exchange factor activity. Gene Ontology annotation, biological process: regulation of ARF protein signal transduction. The transcript is spliced from 13 exons.